Molecule: messenger RNA, 1315 nt
Organism: Pygocentrus nattereri (red-bellied piranha)
Lineage: Eukaryota; Metazoa; Chordata; Actinopteri; Characiformes; Serrasalmidae
Exons: 6
Coding region: 61-831 (256 amino acids)
Source: RefSeq, a predicted model, not a curated record
GGCAGGUCCAGGUGUCACUACGGGCAGACAGUACAUAAUGCGCAGAGGCCUUUCAGGACCAUGAGUGCCGCGUUUGAAAAGUGCAGAAACGUCCUGGUAACCGGAGCUAACCGAGGCCUCGGCUUACAAAUAGUCGAAAGCUUCGUGACUGGCAGCUUUUCUCCGGGAAAGAUCAUCGCUACAGCGAGGAAUCCAGACGGAGCCACGGAAUUACAGAACCUUGCAGUGAAACAUUCAAACAUACACAUUAUACAGCUUGAUGUUGUCAGUCAAGAGAGCAUAGAAAAGGCUGCUGUGGAAGUGGAUGAGAUUGUGCAGGAGGAUGGCCUCAACUGCCUCAUAAACAAUGCAGGAAUCAAUGUUGUUGCCAAUUUUGAAACUGUAACUGCUGAGAAGAUGUUGGAGAACUUCCAUACUAAUUCUGUAGCCCCCCUCAUGAUCACCAAGGCUUUGCUUCCAAUGUUAAAGCGGGCUGCUGCCAAAGAAACGGGCAUGGGCAUACAUAGAGCAGCGGUCAUCAACAUGAGCUCUCUCCUGGGAUCAGUGGAGCUUAACUGGGGUGAACGUGCAAAUAACUUCAAAUGGUACCCAUACAGAACAUCAAAGAGUGCACUGAACAUGGUCACAAGAUGUAUGGCAGUUGACCUGGAGGAGGAUGGAAUCCUCUGUAUGGCCAUUCAUCCUGGCUGGGUGCGCACCAAUAUGGGGGGACAGGAGGCACCACUGAGUACGGAAGAGAGCAUCGUCUCUGUCUUGAAUGUGAUUGGUGGUUUAUCUGAGAAGGAUCACGGCUCAUUUCUGCAUUACACUGGUGAACCACUGCCCUGGUGAUGCUGCAAAGGACGACUAAUAUACAUUGUUAUCCUGUUUAACAUUACUUGAUGUUGAUUAGACGAGUAUUUAUACCCUUUAUUCUGGUUCAUUUCUGAGAAUUUUCACAGUUUUGUGGAAACAUGGUGACCAAUCCAAACUGUGUUCAUUGCACUUCAGUCAUUUGUGCAGUUUUUAGGGCUGUAUGCACAGUGAACGUGUGAUAAAAGUGCUGAGGUGAGAUGUUUAGACGUUAGUUGUCAUGCAAAGGAAUUUUGACGACAUCACCGGUGAAAUUAAGAAAAACACUAUGCGUAACUUUAACAAAUAUGUCUAGAUUCCAGCUGGAAACAAUGUAAUGUGUUGUUACCUGAAGCACAUGAAACUGAGGCUGGGGAUGUACCGUUUUUAUUAGUUGGGUUAUUAAUCAUAUAGUGUUGAGCGAUUUUGGAAUAAGUGCAGUGUUCUAGAUAGAGCUUUUCUUAUUAAAUACUGUCUAAUUUAA